CGCGCCGACUCUGCUUUCGCCCUUUCCAUCGCCCUCUCCCACCCACCCCCCCCAAUCCGCUUCUCAUCAUGGCGGACCCAGUUGUUGAUGCCUUUGCUGGCAUGAAGAAGAAGAAGAAGAAGGUCGUCGCGCUCGACCUCGACGAGACUCCUGCGCCCGCUGCGCCUGUCGCUGAGCCCUCUGCCGCCGCCACUGGCGCCUCGACGCCCGAGCCCGCUGCCGAGGACAAGCCUGCCGAGGACGCAGGAGACAUGUUCGCCGACCUCAAGAAGAAGAAGAAGAAGAAAAAGGACAUCCCUCUCGACCUCGAUGGCGGCGACGCACCCGCCCCCGACGCCUCGGAUGUGCCCGUCGUCAAGAAGAAGAAGAAAAAGCCCGCUGCUGACUUCGCUGCUGAGCUUGACGAGCUUGACGCCGAGAAGGCGGCCGAUGAGGAGACCAUUGACCUGUCCUCAUCUGUGGAUGCCGGUCUCGACCCUUGGGUUGCCGAGAACCGCAACGCCACCUACCCCGAGCUGCUGAAGCGAUUCUACACCCUCCUCCACGUAAACAACCCCGAGCUCGCCGGCGAGAAGCGUCGGUACACGAUUGUCCCACCUCAGGUCACCCGCGAGGGUACAAAGAAGACUUCAUUUGCCAACUUUGUCGACAUCUGCCGUCGUCUUCACCGUCAGCCCGAGCACGUCCUCAUGUUCCUGUACGCCGAGUUGGGUACCCAGGGCUCGAUGGACGCUGCUCAGCGUCUCAUUCUCCGUGGUCGCUUCAACCAGAAGCAGAUCGAGAAUGUUUUGCGCAAGUACAUUGUCGAAUAUGUCACCUGCAAGAUUUGCAAGUCGCCCGACACGCUCCUCGGCAAGGAGAACCGUCUGUACUUCCUCACGUGCGAGGGCUGUGGCUCGCGCCGGUCGGUCGCCGCCAUCAAGGCCGGUUUCCAGGCCCAGGUCGGCCGUCGUAUCAAGACAGGAUAAACGUGCGCCGAGCGCUAUCACAUGUGACGCGAGAGACACAUUGGAGCAGG
Cutaneotrichosporon oleaginosum is the source of this 1018-nucleotide messenger RNA. RefSeq lists its product as uncharacterized. Gene Ontology annotation, molecular function: mRNA binding; translation initiation factor binding; translation initiation factor activity. Gene Ontology annotation, biological process: translational initiation; formation of translation preinitiation complex; formation of cytoplasmic translation initiation complex. The record is from RefSeq and is a predicted model, not a curated record. Gene Ontology annotation, cellular component: eukaryotic translation initiation factor 2 complex. NCBI's taxonomy places the organism in Eukaryota, Fungi, Basidiomycota, Tremellomycetes, Trichosporonales, Trichosporonaceae.